Messenger RNA from Contarinia nasturtii (swede midge), 873 nucleotides. RefSeq names its product RING finger protein vilya (gene vilya). The transcript is spliced from 3 exons. Gene Ontology annotation, molecular function: SUMO transferase activity. Gene Ontology annotation, biological process: protein sumoylation; reciprocal meiotic recombination; homologous chromosome pairing at meiosis. The record is from RefSeq and is a predicted model, not a curated record. The coding region runs from base 106 to 873 and encodes 255 amino acids. NCBI's taxonomy places the organism in Eukaryota, Metazoa, Arthropoda, Insecta, Diptera, Cecidomyiidae. Gene Ontology annotation, cellular component: synaptonemal complex.
UCGACAUCCAGUUGAAAUUGUUAAUCGAAACAUUGAAAAUAAAUGCCCACAUCAAAUUGCAACGUCAAUUGAGCAUUUGAAUAGCACAACAAAUCCAUUUUCGCAAUGUCAAUGAAAAUCGAACACCCCGUUGUGUUCUGCAACAAUUGUAUUUUUGAAGCAAAAUUGUUCAACGAACCGACAAACCGGCGAAAAAUAUAUUUGGCUGCGUGUUAUCAUGUGUUGUGUGAAAAAUGUCGGGAUAAAAAUGGUGGCAAAUGUAUGGUCUGCAACGAAAAAGUUCAUUUCAUAGAAAUUUCACGCACAAUGCCAGAACGGUACCGAAAGUUAUUUGGAAUCUUUACAACGGAACCAUUGGAAAACGCGUUGAAGUUUCAACACUCAAACUUUCGUUUGACAAAAUUGAAAUUUUUAAAAAUGAUCCCGUAUUUUAAACAAAAGAUCGCUAAAGCGAAGAAGAAGGCCAAAGAAAUCGAGGAGAAGGUUCGAAAGAUGCAGAUCGCAAAAAAGAAAAAGGAUAACAUUCGAGUCAUCAUUGUUGAAUUUCGUAAAGAUAAAAAUGAAUUCAAAAAGCGCAAACGGGAACGAAAUCAACAAAAACAUCAGCCACCGCAACGAGAUAAACAAGAAAUGCCAGCUGGACUAUCGCAACGAAACAAUCGAUUGAAGCCAACACAACGCCUUCGAUUUGAAAUGCCACCACCACAACGACAUGAUCAAUUAAAGCCAACACAACGUCCACGAUUCGAAAUGCCACCACCGCAACGAUAUGAUCACCACGGAGGAGAACGCACCAACCGAUAUGACCUGAAUCGAAACAUCAAUGACGAUUCAAUGUAUGGGGAAAAAACAUUAAGUUUCAGCAACAUUUGA